AUGCCAGUUGAACUCGACAUUCUACGAGGAAUCCGAACUCUCGCCGCUGCCGUCGGAACUAGUGCAAUACUACUUUUCAUCUUCACCAUCAUCAUCAAUAUCAUCACCAUGUUUCCCAAAAGAGUCAAUCCUGACAAGCGCAAAACGCGACCUUGGGAACUUACUGCCGCUGUCAGGAUAGAUGAAUUGCCAGAAGCAGGACAAGAGAUAGUCAAUCAAGGUAGACCCAAAAGAGUUAAAAGAUAUGAAUCGAAUGAGGGAUUCGUGCUAGAUUAUAACCGUAAUCGUCAAAGUGCACAAAAAUAUAGGGGAAAGGGAAAAGCUUUUACUGGUGAUGGAGAGAUUGGGAGGAGGCAAUUGGAGCCUCUUUCGAGACUGAGACCGACACCCCUUUCGUUGUGGACGGAUAAGAGGAAGCCGCCUCAGCACCCGCCACUAGGAGGUCCGUCGGGAGGUCCAUCCGGUCCUCCAGGUCCUCCAGGUCCAGGUGGAGGAGGAGGAGGAAGAGGGACAGCAACUGGUCGACCAGAGCCCUCAGGAACCCCAGGUCCAGGACCAGGCAGAGGAGCAGGAGGAGGAAUAGGAAUCACAUCUGCGCCACCAAGGUCAGGCACAGGAGGAGCAAUAGGGAUAAUAUCCGCGCCGCCUGUGACUUCAGGUAUAACUUCUUCGGUUUCGACAAGACCAGACUCCAGUGGAUUACCUCACUCCUUGAUACCGCCCAAUAUAGACUUUUGGAUACCAUGGGAGGCGGGAAACACUGAUUGGGCAAUGGCACUUGCCCGUGAAAGGCAAGGCGAUGUCAGUAUCAGUGCUGAUGAGCUUCUGAAAUCAUUCGAAGUAUUAAAUCUGCCUGUAUUUUAUGAUGAUUUCUACAGACAAUUCGUGAGAGAUCCAGCUUAUAAAGACUGUCUAUCCGGAGAUACCGGUCAUCCUUAUUGGUUUUUCCAAAACAUGAAGAAUAGAUACUAUGGCGACAGAAUUUUACCUUAUGUAAAACCCUCUCAAGAAGAAUUUGAUAGAGCCAGGAUCGAAAGGACUACAAAGGAAGGACGAGAGGCUAUAAUUCAAAGGGCCCGCCAAUCAAUGAAAUACGCCCAGCUGUUCGGCCAAGGAGUGAAACCGUCUCCAUCUAAUACAAGCUCACCAGCUCCACUGUCUGGAACUACCUCAGUUCCGGCAGCGCCUCUGCCCAAUAUCUCAAAAUUGACUUCGGGCAUAGGAAUCAAAACCACUGGGGCUAUAACUUUCGAAAGUAUAUUGGCGGCACUCCGAGCCUCACCCAAUCCAGCAUCAAAACCCCCACCAGUCGGAUCCACAUCUGGGAAUACUGCAACAGGAAAUUUUCCAAUUCAGGAUGAGCAAGUAGUUGCAGAUUAUAUCAAAAAUCUGAGAACUGGGUUGAUCACGGGUUCAUCGAGUCAAGUAGAUACUAAAACUACAACUGCACCGGUCGCCAUCAAUCCAUUCGCAACCGCCCCUAGACCUCCUCAAACAUCCAGGCCAACAGUAUCUACUCCAGCGGCCCCGGCUACACCGGGUGGGGGACUAUUUGGAGGGUUGACAGAUAAGAUAGGGGGUUUGAUACAUGGUCUUAUCACUCCUUCCAGCGAUGCAGCCGCGGCUGCUGAAGUACGGAAGGCUUUUGGUCCGCCAAAUGAUCUCAUCGUUCUUCCUCCCACAGUCAAGCAAAAUGUUCCGUUUCACUACGUUUCUGAUUUACAUCUGGAGCAGACGAGCUAUUUGAAUUUUGACUUCAAGCCGCGUGCUCCGUACUUGAUCCUCGCCGGCGACAUAGGGAAUACUGGUAAACAAAGUGAGACUCAAUAUCGGGAAUUUCUAGUUAGAAUGUGCGCCAAAGCAGAACUCAAACGAGUUUUUCUCGUCGCUGGAAAUAGAGACUUCUGGCCAUCCAAUAGUAAUACGGUGGAAGGGACAAUAGAAAUGCUUAGAGGCUUUGCAAGACAUCCGGAUACAUUAGGAAAACUGGUGUUCAUGGAAAACGAUCGCUUUGUCAUUGAGGAGAAUGGAGGCAAGGUUGUGAUACUGGGCUGUACGUUGUGGACUGAAAGGCGGAGAUCUGGAGGUCGUGAGCCGAGGGAUCAAAAUAACCAGCAAAGAACUGCGAGGCAUCACGCAUCUUGCGAAUGGAUCAGGAAGGAAACGAAGAAAAUUAGAGAAGAUCCCUAUGAAGUUGAAACGCGCAUACUUAUUAUAACGCACAUGCCACCUUCUAAGAGCGGAACUUCGCCUCCUGAACAGACCGCAAAGAAGCUUCGUGACUUCAGUAGUGGAGAUGGCCAUGGCAGUGAUGUAAUUGAUGGCUGCAAGGGACAUGGCUAUGAUCAUAGUUCGAUUCAAACUACAAUGCCUCUUUUGGACUGGAGAGACGUUUGGAUUUGGGGCCAUACACAUUGGAAUGAGCCGCGUUACGGGAAAACUAGGCAUGGUGGAAUGAGGUUUGAAUCUAAUCAAAGGGGAAAUGCUAGUGGGAACCCCGUGAACUAUCACCCAAAACCACCAGGUGCUUUUAAACCAGAAAAAAUUAUUCUGGUUUAA
Molecule: messenger RNA, 2559 nt
Organism: Botrytis fragariae
Lineage: Eukaryota; Fungi; Ascomycota; Leotiomycetes; Helotiales; Sclerotiniaceae
Product: putative ser thr protein phosphatase protein
Exons: 2
Coding region: 1-2559 (852 amino acids)
Molecular function (GO): hydrolase activity
Source: RefSeq, a predicted model, not a curated record